This is a messenger RNA of Paramuricea clavata, 392 nucleotides long. Lineage: Eukaryota; Metazoa; Cnidaria; Anthozoa; Malacalcyonacea; Plexauridae. The record is from the annotation of a GenBank genome assembly.
AUGGAUGAGCGAGUCAAAGUCAAGAUUGGUAGACCAAGGAUUUUGCAUUCAGAGUUGAGAUCGAAGAAUUGGAUAAGUACAUUACUGAAAACAAGUUGAACAAAAAAGGGAAGAAAAAAGAUAAGUUGGAUGCAAUUACAGCAGAUGUCUUACGAAAACACCAAGGAAGACCAAUUGAAGAUCUUUUGGAGCCGCAGCACAGAGACCAGGCAAGCAGUGAAAGUGAUCAAGAUAUUGUAUUGGAGGAGUUUGGAUCAGAAAGUGAUCCUGAAAGUGAGACUGAAGAUGAACCUGAAAAUGAACAGAUACAAACUGUUGAUCCAGUUCCCCUUGUUGUUCAAACACGUUAUGGACGAUAUGCUGGAAAUUGGGCUUUGUCAGAAUUACAUUAA